UACAACAGUAAAAUGCUACUUCCACAUUACUGCAUUACUGACAACAGUCCAAUAAUAUAAUAUAUAAUAACAUAAAAAUCACAGGGGCUGUUUGUCUGCAUACCAAAUACUUUACUGAUACUUACAUUAAGUACAUAAGUAAGUACAUUUAGCUGAUAAUACAUACUAUUGCAGGAUUUUUACUUGUAAUUGAGUAUUUUAAUAUUGUUGUGUUGCAAAAGAUCUGAAUAAUUCUCCUAAUCAGGUCUAAUCAGGCAAAAUAAGUGAAAGCACCUGUGUGGGUGUACCAUGGGUGUGUAGGGGCUUUAAGUGAAUUUACGCUACAGCACUACAGACGCUAGGUGGCAGCAGUGCACCGUGUGUUAGUUAGUCUGCUAAAGCAGAAGAAGACGAACAUAGCAGGUCGCAGCCUUAGUGAAGCACAAAGGCUAUCCAGUAUGGCUGAUGUGUUUCAGAUCAAAGAUGGAAACUAACAGAAGAUAAAACUCCAGGACAACAACAGUUUUCACUUUCUUUGGUGUCUCCUCGUUUCAAACAAAUAUCUUGCCGCGAUGGCAUCAGAGGAGGAAAUCAAUCUGCUGGUCAUCGUCGUGGAUGUAAAUCCGAUAUGGUGGGGGCAGCAAGCUCAACGUGAGCCAGAGUUCACCCUGUCAAAGUGUCUGGAUGCAGUCAUGGUGAUGGGGAACUCCCACCUGGCCAUGACCAGGACAAACAUGCUGGCUGUCGUCGCUAGCCACUGUCAGGACAGUCACUUCCUGUAUCCCAGUAAGAGCUGGAGAGGCGGGGACAGCGGUGGGGACGAUGCAUCCUCCAGCGGGGAUGGAAAAUAUGAACUCCUGUCAGUCGCCAAUAAUCUUAUUGCUGAAGAGAUCAGGAAUGUUAUGUCAAAAACUGAAGUGAGAGGAAAUUCAACUGAUACUUUGUUGGCUGGAUCCCUUGCCAAAGCACUUUGCUAUAUUCACAGGGUCUCAAAAGAGCUGGAAGUUGGACAGGAGAUAAAAUCAAGAAUAUUGGUGAUAAAAGCAGCCGAGGACUGUGCCCUCCAGUACAUGAACUUCAUGAAUGUAAUUUUUGCUUCCCAGAAGCAGAACGUCCUGAUAGAUGCCUGUGUGUUGGACUCAGACUCAGGUCUCCUUCAGCAGGCUUGUGAUAUAACUGGAGGAUUAUACCUCAAGAUACCACAGAAAGUUGCCCUGGCACAAUACCUUUUGUGGGUGUUCCUGCCGGACUCUGAGCAGCGUUCACAGCUGGUGCUGCCACCACCUGCAUAUGUGGACUACAGAGCUGCAUGUUUCUGCCAUCGUAACCUCAUUGAGAUUGGUUAUGUGUGCUCAGUUUGUCUGUCAAUAUUCUGCAACUUCAGCCCCAUCUGUACAACUUGCGAGACUGCCUUCAAAAUCCAACUACCACAGAUGGUCAAGCCCAAGAAGAAGAAACUCAAGCCAUCUACAUGAUUUUUGCUGGGAUUACAUUAAUGUAGUGAAUUUAGUUAGUUUCCUUUUUUGAUAGUCAGAUUAUACUAUUUUGUUUGGUAUAGAUUUGUAACAAGCUUCGGUGACAUCCUAGGAAUGCCUUUGAGGCAGUAGGGCAAUAUGAACACGUUGUCAGUCUUUACAUGUACAUGAAGGGUGAGCCUUUACGUAACUGCUCUCAAAUUAAUACUUGCUAAUUCCAGUCUCAUCUCAAGAGCUCAUCCCACCCUGACAAAUACUUCUUUUUUGUAGAAAUAAGUGUUUUUCCUGGAAAAAAAAUGGGCAAAUAUGCAAAUAUUUAACAUAUAAAACAUGCAUUCAAACAUU
Messenger RNA from Siniperca chuatsi (mandarin fish), 1799 nucleotides. It is a transcript of the gene gtf2h3, whose product is annotated as general transcription factor IIH, polypeptide 3. Lineage: Eukaryota; Metazoa; Chordata; Actinopteri; Centrarchiformes; Sinipercidae. The record is from RefSeq and is a predicted model, not a curated record. The coding region runs from base 552 to 1454 and encodes 300 amino acids. The transcript is spliced from 14 exons. Gene Ontology annotation, cellular component: transcription factor TFIIH core complex; transcription factor TFIIH holo complex. Gene Ontology annotation, biological process: nucleotide-excision repair; regulation of DNA-templated transcription.